Molecule: messenger RNA, 4039 nt
Organism: Mangifera indica (mango)
Lineage: Eukaryota; Viridiplantae; Streptophyta; Magnoliopsida; Sapindales; Anacardiaceae
Product: probable manganese-transporting ATPase PDR2
Exons: 22
Coding region: 201-3746 (1181 amino acids)
Biological process (GO): intracellular calcium ion homeostasis
Cellular component (GO): endoplasmic reticulum membrane
Molecular function (GO): ATP hydrolysis activity; ATP binding; P-type ion transporter activity
Source: RefSeq, a predicted model, not a curated record
AAAAAUAAACGUAGAAUAUGAAAUCAAUAAUUACAAAUAUUUUUAUUAUUGUUCAAAAAUGUACUAAAGUAACCUGAAUAGUGUUUGAUGGUCUUUCCUGUUUCGGAUUCGACUCAAGAAGACAUAUCUGCGAUCACUUUCCCUUUUAUUAAAUACUGAAGUUUCAAAGCAAAGUUUAGGGAGAUAGGGAAGGCAUUGAGAUGUCGAGUUUCCAUGUGGGAGGGAAGGUGGUGGACAAAGUUGACUUGUUGAGGAAGAAGCAUUGGGCUUGGCGUUUGGAUGUUUGGCCAUUUGCUAUCCUCUAUGCUAUUUGGAUGACUACUAUUGUUCCCAGCAUUGAUUUUGUUGAUGCUGCCAUUGUUUUUGGUGGGCUUGUUGCCUUUCAUAUUCUUGUGUUUCUUUUCACGGUCUGGUCUGUUGAUUUUAGAUGCUUUGCCCACUUUAGUAAGGUUUAUGAGAUUCACCUUGCUGAUGCAUGCAAAAUAACUCCAGCAAAAUUUUGCGGUUCAAAAGAAGUUGUGCCACUUCAGUUUCGUAAACAAAUGACAAGCUCUUCAGCAACAGUGGACUUAGAAGAAAUUUUCUUUGAUUUUAGAAAGCAGUGCUUCAUUUUUUCUAAAGAGAAAGAGAACUUUAGCAAGCUUCCUUACCCAACUAAAGAAACAUUUGGAUAUUAUCUCAAAUGUACAGGUCAUGGUUCUGAAGCUAAGGUUGCUGCCGCCAUGGAAAAGUGGGGACGGAAUGUAUUUGAAUAUCCACAACCUACAUUCCAGAAAUUAAUGAAAGAGAACUGCAUGGAACCGUUUUUUGUGUUCCAAGUUUUCUGUGUUGGUCUCUGGUGUUUAGAUGAAUAUUGGUAUUACAGUUUCUUCACCCUCUUUAUGCUGUUCAUGUUUGAGUCAACAAUGGCGAAAAGUCGGUUAAAGACUCUAACUGAAUUAAGACGUGUUAGAGUUGAUACCCAGACACUCAUGGUGCAUCGUUGUGGAAAGUGGGUUAAGCUCUCGGGCACUGACCUAUUGCCUGGUGAUGUCGUCUCCAUUGGGCGCUCUUCUGGUCAGAGUGGUGAAGAUAAGUCUGUACCAGCAGACAUGCUUUUAUUAGCUGGAAGUGCUAUUGUAAAUGAAGCCAUUCUCACAGGCGAGUCUACUCCCCAGUGGAAGGUUUCAAUCACGGGCAGGGGAACUGAAGAGAAAUUAUCAGCUAGACGAGAUAAAAACCAUGUUUUAUAUGGUGGUACUAAGAUAUUGCAGCACACGCCUGAUAAGACCUUUCCUCUGAAAACCCCUGAUGGUGGUGCUUUGGCUGUUGUGCUGCGAACUGGAUUUGAAACAAGUCAGGGAAAACUAAUGAGAACAAUAUUGUUUUCUGCAGAGAGGGUUACUGCUAACAGCUGGGAAAGUGGACUGUUUAUUUUAUUUUUAGUUGUAUUUGCGGUUAUAGCUGCUGGUUAUGUUCUUGUAAAGGGGCUAGAGGAUCCCACUAGAAGCAAGUAUAAGCUUUUCCUAAGCUGUUCACUUAUUAUUACAUCUGUGAUCCCUCCUGAGCUACCUAUGGAAUUAUCAAUUGCUGUUAAUACAUCACUGAUUGCACUGGCACGUCGGGGAAUAUUUUGCACAGAACCUUUUCGAAUUCCAUUUGCUGGAAAGGUUGACAUAUGUUGUUUUGAUAAAACUGGAACACUUACAUCAGAUGACAUGGAGUUCUCUGGGGUUGGAUUGCCUGGCAAUACAGAGUUGGAAGCUGACAUGACUAAAGUUCCUGUCCGUGCAAUGGAGAUUUUGGCUUCUUGUCACGCCUUGGUGUUCGUAGACAACAAGCUGGUUGGUGAUCCUCUUGAAAAGGCUGCACUUAAAGGUAUUGAUUGGAGUUAUAAAUCAGAUGAGAAGGCCAUGCCAAAAAAGGGAGUUGGGCUUGCUGUCCAAAUUGUUCAGCGACACCAUUUUGCAUCCCACUUAAAACGAAUGGCAGUUGUUGUUCGCAUACAAGAUGAAUUUUUGGCUUUUGUGAAGGGUGCACCUGAAACCAUCCAGGAUAGACUCACAGAUUUGCCACAAUCAUAUAUUGAAACCUACAAGAAGUAUACACGUCAGGGGUCCCGUGUUCUGGCCCUUGCUUUUAAGCCCCUUCCUGACAUGACAGUUAGUGAAGCAAGAAGCUUGGAUAGAGAUUUGGUGGAGAGUGGCCUUACUUUUGCUGGUUUUGCGGUAUUUAAUUGCCCUAUUAGAGCAGAUUCAGCCACCAUUUUGUCUGAGCUAAAGAAUUCAUCCCAUGACUUGGUGAUGAUUACUGGUGACCAAGCAUUGACAGCUUGCUAUGUUGCUAGCCAAGUACAUAUUGUUUCAAAGCCACCACUAAUUCUUAGUCCCACAAAAAAUGGUAGAGGAUAUGAAUGGGUAUCACCUGAUGAAACAGAGAUGAUUCAAUAUAGUGAGAAAGAGGUUGAAGCCUUAUCUGAGAUUCAUGAUCUCUGUAUUGGUGGUGAUUGCAUUGAAAUGUUACAACAGACUUCUGCUGUUCUACAAGUCAUUCCUUACGUGAAGGUUUUUGCAAGAGUUGCUCCUGAGCAAAAAGAACUAAUCAUGACUACUUUUAAAACGGUGGGAAGGAUGACAUUAAUGUGUGGGGAUGGUACAAAUGAUGUUGGAGCUCUGAAGCAGGCACAUGUGGGAGUUGCUUUGUUGAAUGCUGUGCCUCCAACUCAAAACAAAGGCUUAUCAUUGGAAACAUCUAAAGUUGAAAACACAAAGUCAGGUAAAUCAAAGAAAUCUAAGUCUUUAUCAGAAGCUGCCGGCAACUCUACCAGUCAGAAUGGAGAAGGCUCUUCUGCCAACCAAACUGGUGGUAACCGCCAUCAGACAGCUGUUGAAAUGCAACGAAAGAAAUUGAAGAAGCUAAUGGAUGAGAUGAAUGAGGAGGGUGAUGGUCGUUCUGCUCCAAUUGUCAAGCUUGGUGAUGCCUCUAUGGCAUCACCAUUUACAGCAAAGCAUGCAUCAGUUGCUCCAACAACAGACAUAAUUCGUCAGGGACGUAGUACUCUUGUGACAACCCUUCAGAUGUUUAAAAUACUCGGCCUAAAUUGCCUUGCUACAGCAUAUGUGUUGAGUGUUAUGUAUUUGGAUGGUGUCAAGCUCGGUGAUGUCCAGGCUACGAUCAGCGGUGUCUUUACAGCUGCUUUUUUCCUAUUCAUAUCACAUGCCCGCCCUCUUCCUACUCUGUCAGCUGCUCGGCCCCAUCCUAAUAUUUUCUGCCUAUAUGUCUUCCUUUCUCUGAUGGGACAAUUUGCAAUGCACUUGCUUUUCCUCAUUUCUUCUGUGAAGGAGGCAGAGAAGUACAUGCCGGAUGAAUGCAUUGAACCAGACUCAGAUUUUCAUCCCAAUCUUGUGAAUACAGUUUCAUACAUGGUGAGCAUGAUGCUCCAAGUGGCCACCUUUGCUGUGAACUACAUGGGCCGUCCUUUUAACCAGAGCAUAUCCGAAAACAAACCAUUUUUGUAUGCCCUGAUUGCGUCCGUUGGUUUCUUUACAGCAAUUGCAUCUGAUCUAUUCAGGGACUUGAAUGACUGGUUGAAGUUGGUGCCUUUGCCUCGGGUAUUAAGGGAUAAACUACUGAUUUGGGCCUUUUUCAUGUUUUUGAGCUGUUAUUCAUGGGAGAAAAUUUUGAGGUGGGCAUUCCCAGGUAGAGUUCCAGCUUGGAAAAAACGCCAACUUGUGAUUGCAGCCAAUGUGGAAAAGAAACGUGGUUGAGCAACCACGAACUUAUAUGUUGCAUUUUGGGGUGUGUGGAGUAGUCUGGUAGAGGGUAUGAUAAAUUUGUGUUGAUGUGAGUAAAUCUACAUCGCCAGAGUACUAACAGAGGACAUUUAUAGCUUCAGUCGCGUGGGUUAUUUAAUGGUUGUCAGAUUUACUACUGGGUUCUGGCCCUUCAUUUUCUUGCAAUUUUGCCGUUGAAGACCAACGAAAUGUUUUAGGAAUUUCGGCACCUAAAUCUGGUGAUUACAAGUUUAUUUAAUACAGGAAACUUUGUUUUUGAACUUAAA